CUGUCAGUGAGGAGAGGCCUGCUUUCCCAGGCGUCAGAUGCCUCCGGGGUAAACUGCAGUGAUUGGGUGUGGCGUUGGCAGCAGGGAUAGCAAGGUCAGGCGACCAGAUAAGGAAAUCCUGAAGUGGGAGGAGAUGCAGGAACUCACCUGUGGCAGAUUCCCUGAGGCCGGUCACACAAAUGCUGCACCUGGUGGCCCUGGAGAACGCCCACUGGCAGCAGCAUUUCCAAACCACUGCAUGAGAUCUGAGGACAAUGUGAACCAGCUCGACUGAUCAUCAUUAUUUGGAGUAUUAAUUCUACUAUGAAGAAUGCCCAGGAGCUGGAGAAGCUGGGCCUUGGCGACAGCGUGGACCUGCACGUGUACGAGAUUCCCGUCGAGUACAAGACAGUCCAGAGGCUCAUCCCCGCCCUGUGGGAGAAGCACAGCCCACAGCUAGUGGUGCAUGUGGGCGUGUCGGGCAUGGCAACCACAGUCACACUGGAGAAGUGCGGCCACAACAAGGGCUACAAAGGGCUGGACAAUUGCCGCUUCUGCCCCGGCUCCCAGUGCUGCGUGGAGGACGGGCCUGAAAGCAUCGACUCCGUCAUCGACAUGGACGCCGUGUGUAAGAGGGUCACGACGCUGGGCCUGGAUGUGUCGGUGACCAUCUCGCAAGAUGCCGGCAGCUGGCUCCUGAAGGUAGGUUCUAAGAACCGGAACCGUCAGUUUGUAAAGACUGUGCCUUCGUCAUUAUGCGAGCCUGCCAAAGUGCCUUCCCCGGGGCAGUUUACGUCCACACUAGCAGCGUGUCACACUGCCUACGUCCCCACAUACGUACCAGCACUGGGAGUUCACAGGUACCUCUGUGACUUCACCUACUACACCUCUCUGUACCAGAGUCACGGCCGCUCAGCCUUUGUCCACGUGCCUCCGCUGGGCAAGCCGUACAACGCAGACCAGCUGGGCAGGGCGCUGCGGGCCAUCAUCGAGGAGAUGCUGGGCGUCCUGGAGCAGUCAGAAGACAAAAUCCACUGUCGCCACGAACACUAAGAGCCACCCAGGCCUCCCAAGGCCUCAUCCUACCAGGGACCCAGGAGGAGGCAAACUUUCAGCCGGUGAUCUGAUUCGGAUCAGAUAUUUCUGUUUACUUACCUCCUCUCCCUUUUGAUCUGCAAACGUGCUGAUUGAUUUGAAGGGGCUGCUGAAGAGUGUUUCUCUGUUUCCCUUGGCAUCUGGGGAGGUGGCCGUGAUGUCCGGAGACCCUUGGGUGCGGAUUUCCGAAGAGAAUCCUGAUUGGGGUUAUCUCCACACCGCGAUCCCACAGCUGGGCCACUUGCCCCUGCUCUUUAGGGCUCUGGUGACGGGGUUUCGGAGUUCCCUCCAUCUCACCACUGGUUUUUCCCAACCGUAAAAGCCUCUUCGAGAGUCUGCCCUGACCCAUGUCCCCACAGCUUGGACAGCCGUGGGCUAUGCUGUGACUUUGUUAUUUUCAAAAUUCUAUUCUCUCUUUCUCUUUCUCAAAUUAAUUGUUGAGAGAGAGAGAGA
Myotis brandtii (Brandt's bat) is the source of this 1527-nucleotide messenger RNA. It is a transcript of the gene PGPEP1, whose product is annotated as pyroglutamyl-peptidase I. Gene Ontology annotation, cellular component: cytosol. The transcript has 5 exons. Gene Ontology annotation, biological process: proteolysis. The coding region runs from base 304 to 1032 and encodes 242 amino acids. Lineage: Eukaryota; Metazoa; Chordata; Mammalia; Chiroptera; Vespertilionidae. Gene Ontology annotation, molecular function: pyroglutamyl-peptidase activity. The record is from RefSeq and is a predicted model, not a curated record.